Molecule: messenger RNA, 1031 nt
Organism: Tinamus guttatus (white-throated tinamou)
Lineage: Eukaryota; Metazoa; Chordata; Aves; Tinamiformes; Tinamidae
Source: RefSeq, a predicted model, not a curated record
AUGCUGAGCAUUGCCCUUUCAACGUAUGUUGUGAGCAGUACGCAUAGCAGCCUGCAGAACAAACAGGGACUGCCGGAAUUCAACCAAAUCAUCAGCUGGACAACUCUAGUUUCUUCCUCAGUGUUGCCUUUCCUGAGCCCCACGUUGCUCUUUCAGCGACUCUUCAGCAUUCUGCUCUCUCUGAUGUCCGUCUACCUGCUCCUCAGCACCGGAUAUGAAGCUCUCUUUCCACUGGUGUUGUCCGGUUUGAUGUUUGCGUGGAUAAGCAUGGAGCAAGAAGCAUUGCAGCACUACAGUCUUUCACUCAAACCAAAGCUUGCUGUUUUCAGCUUCUCCUACACCACUGAUAUAACACAGUUUCGACAGCUCCACUUGGAUGACGUCCGUAGGUCUUUUUUCUUUGUUUUCUUCAUAGUGACAGCCUUUUUCGGCACUGGCAACAUCGCUUCUGUUAACAGUUUCGAUCCAGCUUCUGUCUAUUGUUUCCUGACCGUGUUCAGUCCCUUUAUGAUGGGAGGCUUGCUUGUGCUGAAGGUUGUAAUCCCAUUUGUUUUGGUAUCAUGUGCUUUCGAAGCUGUCCAAGUCACAACACAACUUUCUUCUAAAAGCCUCUUCCUCAUUGUUCUUGUGAUUUCAGACAUGAUGGCUCUGCACUUUUUCUUUUUGGUUAAAGAUUAUGGAAGCUGGCUCGAUAUUGGAACAAGCAUUAGCCACUACGUGCUGGUGAUGUCCUUGACCAUAUUCAUGAUGCUGAUGAAUGGACUGGCCCAGCUGCUGACUACAAAGAGGCUUGAACUUCCCAGAAAGACUAAGCACCAUUUGACGUGAUGACGUGUUAAAUGUUCCUGCAGAUUUUCCCACCCUCAGCCUUUCUGUGAACCAACCUCUGACCCUGGAAUGUAAAUACAAGCUAACAGACUAGAGUGCCAAAAUCCCAUCCAGGGAUCAGAGUGCUCUGCUGAUACAGAUUAAAUGAUGUCCCGGGGCUGAAAUUUGUGUUUGGAGAUUGUCAUUUAGACAUCAGCUGGGCU